AUGCUCCGACAGUGUCUGCGCCAUCGAGUUGUUUAUCCUGCGAGUAGCACAUCCGCUUCUGAGUCUGCCAAUGAGCGAGCAUUAAACAACCGAGGACCAAUCUUCAUCCUUGUUACAAACUUGCCGCUCUCCUUCGGAGGUCCGCUUGCCGUCUCUACCUUCAUGAUUGUUCUCUCAGCUGCGGGAACUGAUCAUCUCUCGACUGUUUGGCGUGUCUGUUUUAGUAUCGGCAUUCUCCUGCCGCUCACUGUCUUCUACUUCCGUACACGUAUGCUCAACUCGAAGCUCUACCGGCAGGGUGCAAUCAAGCGGAGGGUUCCUCAUGCCCUUGUCAUUCGCUACUAUUGGAAAACGCUCAUCGGUACUUGCGGUGCCUGGUUUCUGUACUACUUUGUUACGUUUCCAAAUGGGGUCUUUUCCGGUACCAUCCUCGCCUCCGUGGUGCCCAAGGGCAGCAACACCCUUUUACACACGGCAGAAUGGCAGCUCUUACUCGGUUGCAUUGCUCCACCCGGUGUAUUUAUUGGUGCUUGGAUGUGUGACAGAGUUGGCAGGAAGAAUACCAUGAUGAUAGGGUUCGCGGGUUACUUGGUGUUUGGUCUGAUCAUUGACUGUGCAUACGACAAAAUCACCAAGAUUGUACCCCUGUUUGUUGUUUUCUACGGUCUGACGCAAUAUUCUGGAAAUCUUGGUCCUGGAGAUAUGCUCGGUCUGCUCUCGUCCGAGAGCUACGCCACAAGUGUCCGCGGAACGUGCUACGGCAUCAGCGCAGCUCUGGGCAAGACUGGAGCAGCUAUAGGAACUCAGGUUUUAAUGCCCAUUCAACUAAACCUAGGAAAGCGCUGGACAUUUAUCAUUGCUGCAAUUUGCGGCAUAAUGGGAAUUUUGGUGACAUAUUUUUUUGUCCCGAAUGUCACCGGAGAGGACUUGAGCAAGAAUGACGAGAGGUUCCGUGAAUACCUUGAGCAUCAUGGAUGGGACGGAGCGAUAGGAGAAGGGGAAUUAAAAGCUCUUGCUAAUUAUCUUGAUGGAAGCAUCUCGGAGAACAAUGGUAUUACGAAGAAGGCAGAAUAA
Molecule: messenger RNA, 1074 nt
Organism: Fusarium redolens
Lineage: Eukaryota; Fungi; Ascomycota; Sordariomycetes; Hypocreales; Nectriaceae
Product: major facilitator superfamily domain-containing protein
Exons: 1
Coding region: 1-1074 (357 amino acids)
Biological process (GO): carboxylic acid transport; transmembrane transport
Cellular component (GO): plasma membrane
Molecular function (GO): carboxylic acid transmembrane transporter activity
Source: RefSeq, a predicted model, not a curated record